Messenger RNA from Myxocyprinus asiaticus (Chinese sucker), 3113 nucleotides. Its product is annotated as threonine aspartase 1-like. Gene Ontology annotation, molecular function: threonine-type endopeptidase activity. The transcript is spliced from 14 exons. The record is from RefSeq and is a predicted model, not a curated record. NCBI's taxonomy places the organism in Eukaryota, Metazoa, Chordata, Actinopteri, Cypriniformes, Catostomidae. The coding region runs from base 237 to 1517 and encodes 426 amino acids. Gene Ontology annotation, biological process: protein maturation.
CACAUGCGCCGCUUAUCGUUACAUCAAAAUCAUGCAGCAGUCACAUAUCUACAUUCAUAUUUCAGUGCAAUAUGUGUGUUUGUGUUAUCAGUAGAGAUGCUGAGUCAUGCAUAUUACAGUGGAUAUGUGCGAUCCUUUGCCGUCAUGCACCUAAUGUUUCACGCGAGACUUUGAGAAGUAUGUUGGAUUUAUGAGUAAAUGAUGGGUCAAAAUGCAAGCUACACUGAAUACGGGUCAUGGAAAAUCUAGAAAACUCAACAGAUUGCAAGGAGACUGUGUCUCCACUAAACAAUUCAGGUUCUGUACUGAACAGCACUAUCUCCCGUCGUGAUGGCAAAGCGAUGGGGUUUGUGCUGGUGCAUGCAGGGGCAGGGUAUCAUUCAGAAUCCAAAGCCAAGGAAUACAAACAUGUGUGCAAGAGAGCUUGCCAGAGAGCUGUGGACAGGCUCAGAGCUGGAGGAAUGGCACUGGAGGCAGUGACAGCAGCUCUUAUAGAGUUAGAGGACUCCCCGUUCACCAAUGCGGCUACCGGAUCCAACUUGAACCUCUCAGGUGAGAUCGAGUGUGAUGCCAGCAUCAUGGAUGGGAAGACCUUAAACUAUGGAGCUGUUGGAGCCUUGAGCGGAAUCAAGAACCCAGUGCUGGUAGCCAAAAGACUAUUAAGUGAAACUCAGAAAGGGAAACUUUCAGCUGGCAGGAUUCCUCCAUGUUUCUUAGUGGGCAGAGGAGCAGAACAAUGGGCCAUCAGCCACGGUAUCCCAGCAUGCCCUACAGAAAAGAUGACCACCAAGUUCAGUUUGUCAGCCUACAAGAGAAACAAGAGGAAGAUGGAGCUGGCGGAGCAGGUUGAGACGAAGAGGAGACGACAAUCAAGUGGACUCGAGAACGAUUUUGGCUGCCUGGAGCCGGUAGGAGACAUCAUGGUGCAAGGUGAGGUGAAUAACUCAGCCUGUCUGGACACAGUAGGGGCGGUGGUGGUAGAUCAGGAAGGGAAUGUGGCGGCUGCGGUUUCCAGCGGAGGUCUGGCCAUAAAGCACCCGGGUCGAGUGGGACAGGCUGCUCACUAUGGAUGUGGCUGCUGGGCUGAAAAUGCCCGUGACGUCAGCCUUUACUCUACAGCUGUGAGUACCUCAGGCUCUGGGGAGCACCUGAUUCGCACCAUGUUGGCCAAAGAAUGCUCAACCGCCAUGCAGGCUGAAAAUGCACACCAGGCCCUACUGGAGGCUAUGCAAAACAAGUUCAUCAGCUCGCCGUUCCUGGCUGGCGAGGACUGUGUUCUGGGUGGAGUCAUUGUUCUGAGGUGCUGCACAUGUGAAGACCAGAGGUCUGAAGACAUCCAGGCUCUGCUGGUGGAGUUUCUGUGGAGCCAUACUACAGAGAGCAUGUGUGUGGGAUACAUGUCUGCCCAGGACAGUAAAGCCAGGACUCACAUAUCCAGACUUCCUCCUGGGGCAGUUGCGGGACAGUCACUGGCAAUUGAAGGUGGAGUUUGUCGCUUGGGGGCUUCAAGUGACUGAACCAGUGUGAUAUCAUCCUCUAUUUCUGCAGCAAUAUGUAGGCGCUGGGAUCUUCAUAGCAAAAGCUUGACAUUCUCAUUAUAUAGCACAGUUAUCAAGGGGAAAGAGGUUGCAAUAUGUCCUCUCUUUCAUCUCUGUCUUUGUCUCUCUUUCUUGCACACAUAUACACACAUUAAUUCUUUUCAUGGUGAUAUUAAUUCUAAUUAAAUUAUUUAUUCAGUCCUUAUAUAAACCAACCCCCUUUUCUUUUCUUUUUUUACCCAUUUCAAGCUGCAUACAUGGGUUAACUGUCACUUGAGAGAGGGACAGAGUUGGCAGGGUUAUUUACCUAAGGCCUCUGCCAAGUGCACUUCAGGACUAGUGCACUGCUCUGGUUUUCCUGGGCUUCCAAGAAACUUUUAACUUUAGUACGUACUGGACAAGUCUUGAUGCUCCAUUUCUAUUCCUCCCUUUGGAACAAUAUGCAACAUCCUGACCUUUGUAAAUAAGCUAUGGGUUGUUGAAACAGGGUGGCCAUUGAUAGUAACAGCUUAUUGUUUAUUUUUUCUUCAAUACUUGACGUGUAAUAUUACUUUUACUAUUUUGUUUUUAUAUAUAACUGAAAUUCUUGAUUUGUGCUAAGGUCAGUUUAGUAGCUCAAAAUAAAGGUCUGAGCAGUUUCGAGAUAUUUGAUAUCGUGUGCUUGAAGUGAGUCUGGUUGAGUCGCAAGUGUAUACGUAGCAUAGAUUUGAAACACUUUUUGAAAUUACAGGUUUCACUCUUUCAUUUGACUUAAAUUAAGCUAUGUUUAUCAGUUUAGUUAAAGAGUUGGACUAUUAUAAAAUCUAAUUGUAUGCACUAUUGAAAAUGUAUUAAUUCAUACUUGUUACAGUUUAACCACAUAGUCAAAGGCAGUAGGAUCUUUUGACAAAACUAGAUGCACAUGCACUUUUGCCCAGCGUCUUACUAAAUAAGUGCACUACUCUGACUAACUGCACUGCUUGUGAGUGUACCAAGAGAACUACAGUUACAUGCCCAGUUCCCCUGAAUGGUGCAUGUUGAGCAAUCCAGUAUGCAUUAAUUUUGUGUACCAAGAGUUCACUUGACCUUGUUUGAAAGCUGCAUAGUGUACUUGUGUGGUUGAGCUGUAUUAAUAGGUGAACAGCUUUGUGCUUGUGUUGUCUAAUGCCAUGUGUAGUGCUCAGGAGAUAUAAGAAGACCCCCCAAAAAAAGCUAAAUAAGACUGUUAGUCCAUCUUUGAAAUGCAAAAUAUAUUUGAACCCAGAUAAAAUAGGUCUGUAUUUUAUAACUGCAGAAAAGUGAGAGGAUCUCUAAAAUGUAUUUAUAAAUGACACUGAAUCAGUUAUGUUGAAGGUUAUUAUAAUGAUGAGGAUGUUUUGUUAAUGAAACUGAUGUCUAAGAUGAUUCUGAUGUUUAGAUCUUUUAGUUAAAUCUCUAGCAGUUCUAGAUAAGUGUGAUCUUAUGACAUUGAUUUAUAUGCUAUUUAGUUUUGCUUGACCAUGCAUUUUACAUCUGUAAACAUUUACAACAGCAGAUUGUACUUACCUCUUGCUAUUGUAAUGCUCAAUAAAACUGAGACAUGAUCCAUAUGACAAA